Messenger RNA from Aricia agestis (brown argus), 2231 nucleotides. RefSeq names its product liver carboxylesterase 1F (gene CCE-un1). Gene Ontology annotation, molecular function: signaling receptor activity; neurexin family protein binding. Gene Ontology annotation, cellular component: synapse; cell surface; postsynaptic membrane. The transcript has 11 exons. Bases 38 to 2164 code for a protein of 708 amino acids. Gene Ontology annotation, biological process: chemical synaptic transmission; presynaptic membrane assembly; neuron cell-cell adhesion. NCBI's taxonomy places the organism in Eukaryota, Metazoa, Arthropoda, Insecta, Lepidoptera, Lycaenidae. The record is from RefSeq and is a predicted model, not a curated record.
AGGAUGUCAGUGAGCCAAUCGAGGAUGCGGUUUAGUCAUGUGCUGGCUUUGGUUGUGUAUGGUGAUCUUGUCCCUGGGGGCUAAGCCCACGCAGGCCGUGGUCGGCGGCAACCCGGCGGCGCCACCGGAGCCCGACGCCGCCGUGGUCUUCACGCAGAGACACGGAUUCAGCGCCCGUCUGGAAGGUCUCAAGGAUGACCGUCGUGGCUACUAUACAUUUGCUGGCAUACGUUAUGCUGAACCACCCAUCGGGCCAAGGAGGUUCCAAAGGCCUCUGCGGCGAUACUUGGCCGGUGAGAUAAACGCUACACGAUAUUGUCCACCAUGUCCACAAGUGGACCCAAGAGGAUCGAAUCGAGUCAUUGGAAGCGAAGACUGUUUGUGCCUGAAUAUAUUUGCCCCAAAAAUGCCAGGCACCGAGGAAGGAUGUCCGGUCGUGUUCUUCAUUCAUGGAGGCAACUACAAAACGGGCUCUGCCCAGCCAUACGGGGGUCAGCAUUUUACACAAAAAGAUACAAUACUAGUAACAGCACAGUAUCGACUUGGAUCGCUGGGAUUUCUAAGCACGGGAACUAAGGACGCAUCGGGUAACACAGGACUAUUCGAUCUACAUUCAGCAAUGACAUGGAUCAAGGAUUACAUAGAAUUUUUCGGUGGCGACAGCUCUCGUAUACUUGUGAUGGGUCAAGGGUCUGGUGGUAGUGCGGCGUCCCUGAUGGCGUUGUCAAACGAAGGCCGUGCAGCAACAGGAGUCGCAGCUCUAUCAGGGACUCCGUUAUCUCCGGGAGCAAUACGAUCAGAUCCCAAACAACAUGCAAAAGCUGUAGCUGAAGGCACAGGCUGUCCUACAGAACCAUCAGAAAGAAUGCUUUUGUGUCUGAGAAAAUUACCAGCAGAGAAAAUAAUAAUGGUAGACAAGGAAAUCAGUUCUGAUUCUAUGAUUGAAACGCAAGCCUUCCUUAACGAAAUAUCAGGACGAUCAGGUACUGGGGCUAGAAUUGAAGGAGCAUACGACAAUCGCGGCCUUCCUCCUAUGGUGGCAGAAGCACCUUCGGAAUCUCUUCAGCUGAAGCAACAACGAAGCCCGAUGCUCACAGGUGUCACCUCGGCAGAGACUUCUAAUGCUGUGUUUGGUAAAUACGCCAAGUUCCUGACAGAGCAAUUGACGGCCGUAAAAGAUUUUAUAAAGAAAGAUUUGAUCGGCGGCUUGAAGGGGGUCGUUAAAGGUGUGGAGGGUCUCAAUCCCCUCAAGAUAGCCGGCAUUCAACAAGUGAUUCCUCUACCAGAUUAUUAUCAAGCUUUGUUUGAUAGUACUUUCAAUGCCAUUGACGGCCUCUCGCAAAUUGUUGAUGCCACAGGUGAUGCGCUGUUCAACUUCCCAGCCUACCAGAGCGUUAGAGCGUGGAGUAACAAAGCCCCUGCUCUUAUGUAUAGCUUUGAGCACCUGGGGAACCUCAGCAAGGGGUCACAUUUCCUACCUGGCCUCGCCCUUACACAGGGCCAAGACGAUCCAACAAAUGGCGUAGAAGAGCAGCCAAAGAAAAAGGGACCAGCCCAUGGGGAUGAACUGGCAUAUCUUUUCGAGCCUUUGGAUGAUGAGGGCAAGCCCGUUGGCGGUGCCGUGUCUCCGAGUGAUGCGCAGACUCGAGAAACUUUUGUUGGACUUUUUGCUAAGUUCGCCCAUAACAUACGACAGAACAUGAACUCAACUGCGUCAAAAAAUAUAUUUGGAUUUCCAUCGUUCUCGUCUGAAACCGAACAAUAUUUAAAGAUUGGUGAAAAAAUCACAGUAGAUAAGGACUUCCGGUUUUGUCAAAUGGGAUUAUGGGGAGAUAUGGCUGAUAGAGUAACAGGAGCUUUCUGCAAAAACUUCCUUGGAGAGCUUAUUAACUUGCCAAAACUUAUUCCAAACCUUCCCAAUGCCGUUCCAUCUGUACCUGGACUGCCUAAUCUAGGCGAAAGCACUGACUUGCAAAAGUUAGGUCAGCUGGGUCAGCUGGGCCAAGUGACUGGACAAGGAAAUGCGCAGCAGCUCGGACAAGGCUUAGGCCAAGCACUAAAUCCAGGAGCUGGUCUCACUCAAGUUCUGUCACCUAAGCCCACAAAACCAUCUCCAAAUAAUAUGUGGAAUAGGCCUUUUAGUAAUCCGUUUGGAUUAAAAUAAUUGUUUUUCAGAUACAUAGUUUUUACAAACGCAAAAUAAACUUAUAAUAGUUAAUUUAGCAAUUUUA